GGUUAUGAAGCUUAUUCUUUUUCAUUUCUUUAGAAGUACUCAAAUGCGUAGUAUAUGAGUUUUCUACUCUUUGCAUGCUACUGUAUUGUGGACUAGAAUAUGUGAGACCAAUAAUUGUUCAUUAUAGCUCAAAAUAUUAUUCGCAAUUUAGACUACAGUACCGGCCGCUUUAUUAUUUUUUUGUGUGCACUUAUCAUCUUUUGAUUUGACCUACAAUGCCCUUAUAUCAGAACGUGGCAUGUAUAUCGCUUGCUACAGACUAUCCCAUUCCUCUUUGAAGUUACUAGAGAUAAGCUUACCCAAUAAGGGUGCAUACGAUUUACACCAUUCACAUGUUCAACCGCAUAGUUAUCUAUCUAUCGAUUUUUUUCUCACUGAGUACUGAAAGAACGGAGGAUUUAAUGGGGGGAUACCAUCUUUUUGCAUCAGAAUUGUAUGCUCAGAACCCAAUAUUAAUCAUUGAAUCCACAUAUAUUAUUGAUACUUCUGUGUGUUUAGAUGUCAACACAAUGUUUCUACAUUUCAAAACUGCGUUUGCCCUCUUUCUUUACGACAAUCUAACUAGAUGGAUAAAUGAUUAUCCCAUUAAUCUAAUAUAUAUAUAUAUAUAUAUGUCAUCACCUGUAGAAUUCAUCUCUACGUCCCUUGUUCUUUUUUUUCUUUGA
Phytomonas sp. Hart1 is the source of this 665-nucleotide messenger RNA. Lineage: Eukaryota; Euglenozoa; Kinetoplastea; Trypanosomatida; Trypanosomatidae. The record is from the annotation of a GenBank genome assembly.